AUGGGAGAAUGGGCAGUGGUCACUGGAGCAGGAGAUGGAAUUGGAAGAGCCUACUCCUUGGAGCUUGCCAAGCAUGGGUUAAAUGUGGUUCUCAUAAGUCGGUCAUUCAAAAACUUGGAGAAGGUAGCCUUGGAAAUUGAACAAACGACUAAAAGAACUGUGAAAAUCAUACAAGCUGACUUCACAAAAAGUGACAUAUAUGAAAACAUUGAAGAAAAUCUUCAAGGAUUAGAAAUUGGAAUUUUGGUUAACAACGUUGGAAUGCUACCUAAUCGCUUUCCGUGCCAUUUUCUUAAUAUUCCAGACAAAGAUGAGGACCUUGUUAACUGCAACAUCAUGUCUGUCACUAAGAUGACGCGAAUCAUUUUGAAACAAAUGGUGGCAAGAAAAAAAGGGCUAAUUCUUAACCUUUCAUCAGCCAUUGGCACCUUUCCUUGUCCUUUAUAUACAAUCUAUUCUGCAUCUAAGGCUUUUGUAUAUACAUUUUCCAAAGCACUUCAAGUGGAAUAUAAGUCAAAAGGAAUUGUGAUACAGGCAGUGACUCCCUUUGCUGUUUCUACUCCAAUGAUCAUGCAUCAGCAACCCAAUCUCAUCACGAAAACAGCAGAAGAAUUUGCACAAGAGUCACUGAGAUAUGUUACAUUUGGCGAUGAAACAUUUGGAUGUUUAGCUCAUGAAAUCUUGGCACGAUUUGUACAGUGUAUUCCUUUUUGGUUGCUCCAGAACAACAAAGUACAAGAAACUGUGAUAUGUCUUAUGACAGAGCAUUCUAAAAGAUAACAUCUUAUCCACCUCAGUGAGCCUACUUGAGGAUCUGGUAUGAAUUAUAGCAGCAGUCAACUUGAUUAAUUGCAAGAUUUUGAAACAUGCAUGAAAACAGCCCUUCAGUAUCUUUUUUUUUUUAAAUCUUGUAUCCAUUUCUGUUUUGUUUACCCAUUUUAUUGCUUCCAUUAUUU
Molecule: messenger RNA, 956 nt
Organism: Ahaetulla prasina
Lineage: Eukaryota; Metazoa; Chordata; Lepidosauria; Squamata; Colubridae
Gene: HSD17B3
Product: hydroxysteroid 17-beta dehydrogenase 3
Exons: 11
Coding region: 1-780 (259 amino acids)
Cellular component (GO): endoplasmic reticulum
Molecular function (GO): oxidoreductase activity
Source: RefSeq, a predicted model, not a curated record